This is a messenger RNA of Phascolarctos cinereus (koala), 3525 nucleotides long. RefSeq names its product vascular endothelial growth factor D (gene VEGFD). Gene Ontology annotation, molecular function: growth factor activity; chemoattractant activity; vascular endothelial growth factor receptor binding. The record is from RefSeq and is a predicted model, not a curated record. Lineage: Eukaryota; Metazoa; Chordata; Mammalia; Diprotodontia; Phascolarctidae. Gene Ontology annotation, cellular component: membrane. Gene Ontology annotation, biological process: induction of positive chemotaxis; positive regulation of mast cell chemotaxis; positive regulation of angiogenesis.
CUAGACUGAAGUUUCAUGUUACAGGUUAUCUGCUUUAAAAUAAGAGUCAUCUAGAGUGUUCCAGUGAGUUUUAAAACUGCCACGCUAUUGGUAGGAUUACAGCCAAGACUUCACUGCAUUUUCUGCCAAAAUUUGUAUCAGAUUGAAGACACAUGCUUCUUCUGCAGGCUUCCAUGAAGGCUAUGAAAAAAGUUUUAAUACCAAGUUGAAUUGCUGCACUCGGCAACUCAAAAUAUUGGCUGUUGGAAUACGUUCUUUAGAAGGAGCUAUAUUGUGGAGCACGAGACAUGCCUGAUUUUGAAAUCUUCUGGACAUAAAAUGGAUUGGGGGGGGGGGACUUUGCAUUUUCAGGUGGGAAGAAUUUUUUUUACUUCAGGAACUUCACAGUUAAUUUUGAGAGCUUAAGAGCAUAAAAUUUUUCCCCCCCUCCUAAUCUCUCCCCUACAAGAUCACUUCAUCAAAUACUUUGAGUAGUCGAGGCAGUUACAUUGAAUUUGCUUGCCAGUGAGUGUUUGCUUUUUCAACUGGAAAAUUUGAGGGUCUAGAGAAAACAUUUUGAAAACUUACUUUCUGCAAGAGAAAUGAAUUUUGAAACAGAUUCCUCUGGCUGUGAGACACCAGCUUCUUAAUAUUCUGUGGACAUUUUUAAAAAAAUCAGAAUGUACACACAGUGGGCAAUUGUGAAUAUUUUCAUGGUCUCCUAUCUGCAUCUCCUGCGGGGAUCUAAUUAUCAGCAUGGACCUGUGAAGCGGGCCCCUCAGUCAUUGUUAGAGCGCUCAGAAGAGCAGAUCCGGGCCGCAUCUAGCUUGGAGGAACUCCUCAGGAUCACUCACUCUGAAGACUGGAAGCUGUGGAAAUGUCGACUGAAGCUCAAGAGCUUAGCUAGUAUGGACUCCCGCUCAGCAUCCCAUCGCUCCACCAGAUUUGCCGCAACAUUUUAUGACAUUGAAACACUUAAAGUUAUAGAUGAAGAAUGGCAGAGAACUCAAUGUACUCCAAGAGAGACCUGUGUGGAAGUAGCCAAGGAGCUUGGGAAAAGCACUAACACUUUCUUUAAGCCCCCCUGUGUGAAUGUAUUCCGGUGUGGAGGCUGCUGCAAUGAAGAAAGCCUCCUUUGUAUAAAUACAAGCACAUCAUAUGUUUCAAAACAGCUUUUUGAAAUAACAGUGCCUUUAACAACUGUACCCGAAUUAGUACCAGUUAAGGUUGCUAACCAUACAGGGUGUAAGUGCCAAUCAGCUACUCAACAUCACCCAUAUUCCAUCAUAAGAAGAUCCAUCCAAAUCCCUGAAGAGGACCGUUGUCCCAACACCAAGAAAGUCUGUCCGGGUGAAUUGACAUGGGAUAGCAAUAAAUGUAAGUGUGUCACACAGGAAGAGAGUCCUCUCAAUGGGAUGGAAGAGCACUUCCAUCUUCAGGAACUGGCUAUUUGUGGGCCCCAUAGGAAAUUUGAUGAGGACCAGUGUGAAUGUGUCUGUAAAAUGCCUUGUCCUGAUGAUCUCAUUCAGAACCCAGAGAACUGCAGUUGCUUUAAAUGUCGAGAAAGUAUGGAGAGCUGUUGUCAGAAGCAAAAAAUAUUCCAUCCAGACACCUGCAGCUGUGAGGACAGAUGCCCUUUUCACACCAGGACGUGUAUAAAUGGAAAAUCAAUGUGCACAAGGCACUGCCGCUUUCUGAGGGACAAAAAAGGCCCCCAUGCGCUCCAUGGCAGAAUAAAUCCUUGAUACAAUUUUUAUCCCUCUCCAAACUCCUACCUUUCUGGGUUUUUGUAAACAAUGUGCUGCUUUGCCAAAUUGCUGUCACUUUCCAAGUGUUAGUAAAAAUGAGUCAACAUCUACUUCACUUAGCAAGAGUGAAACUAGUACACAUUCAUUUAUUCCACUAAAUAAGCUGCCAGGAAUGGAUUCACUGUGAUGCUGAGUAAUUGUCCACUGCCAGAGGAUGCUCAUGGGGGUGAAGGACUGGAGAAGAAGCCCACUUGGAGAAUUUUUUUUUUUCAAGGAACAAAUUAAUUUGCAAUGGAGUGAUGGUUACUAUCCAAUUGUUAAGGAAAAUGGACUAAACCUUUGCUAACUGCAACUCUUGUGAAAUAUUUGGAUUCUCUCUUGUACAGAAUUUGAUUUGUAAUAUGUUCAGCACUGAAUUUUUGAUCUACUGUCCAGCUUAUGAUUAUUGAGUUUCUUGAACUACUGCCUGAUAGAUCAUAUUUAAAUAUAUUUAAGUAAAUACAUGCAUCAGUUAUUCAAGCUACAUAUUCUCAUAUAGUAUAGCAGUUUUCCCAGUUCUAAAAUAAGGCAACUGAACUAGAUUUGAUCUUCUUAAUCUUUUCCAUGUCAUGACCCCUUUGGCAAGCCUAUGGAUUCCUUCUCAGAAUGGUUUUUCUAUGUAUAAAACAGAAUAAUAUAAUUAUAAAGAAAAUCAGUUAUACUGAAAUACAGUUCUAAAUUGUUUUUUAAAAUUCACAGACUCCAAGUUAAGAACUCCUGGAUUAGAUCACCUCUAAGGAUUAUGAUUCUAUGAUUCCAUUCUCCCCCAAAUGUCACAAGGGUAAGCCUAUGUUCAGUUCUAAGCACUCAGUUUUUGUCCUGGUACUUAGUUUUCUUCUGGGCCUGUCAACCUUUUUUCGCUCCCCUACUUCUUCCCUGAGUUAUGGCAAGCACUUAAAGCCUACCUAUUCCAACUGUGAUAUAAGGGAAGAAACUGAUGAAAUAGUGAACUCAUUGAAUCAGAGAUAAAAGUAGUGAAAACCAGAAGAAGGUACGCAUAUGAAGAUUUGUGAAAUUUUUCUAUUCUAAGGACCUAGCCUAUGCCCCAGGGGGUAUUGACCUUACAUAAGGAUUCCUAAGACCUAAAUUAUAGGCUGGUUCCUUUCCUACAUAGAUUUAUUCUAGGACAAACUUGGUCAACAAGUAUAAAAAAGGUAGCGGUAUUACUUCUUCCAUCAGACAAAUGGGGUUACAUCUAGGAUUUAUCAUAGUUCUAAGAUAGUUGUCCUUGAGGGACAAGUUUGGGGGUUUUUCCCACUUCUUUUUAACUCCCUACAUUGCUUCUUUCUACAAAGGUAACUCAAUAAAUGUUGAUGUAGGCAAUUUAUUCCAUUAAAUAAAACACAGAAAGAUUUAUAAAGGAUGUGAUUGAUAUAGUCAUAAAGAUUAGUGUUUGAAUUUCUCAAACUCAUAUCAGCUGGCAGGACAUGGUGGUGCACAUCUGUAAUUCUGACUACCGGGGCAGACUGAAGGUGGUAGAUCAUUUGAAUUUGGGAGUUCUGACCUGCAAUGAGGCUUAAGACUAUUAGUGAUUGAAUUCAGUCUGGUGCCAAUAUUGUUAGCCCCUGGGAGUGAAGGGAGUGGAGGCUGCCUAAGCACAAAGCUGCAAACCAGCAGAGACAGACAGAAAAAAAAAAGAACAGGUUAAAGCUGGUAAGCCAAGCAGUGUUGGGAUCAGGUCUAUGAGUGGUCACUGAACUUCCAACCUAGGCAAGAUAGGGAAAUCUAAUCUCAAAAAAUUAAACAAAACAAAACUUUC